Naegleria gruberi is the source of this 1837-nucleotide messenger RNA. RefSeq names its product actin suppressor. Gene Ontology annotation, molecular function: phosphatidylinositol-4-phosphate phosphatase activity. The transcript has 6 exons. Lineage: Eukaryota; Heterolobosea; Eutetramitea; Acrasida; Naegleriidae. Gene Ontology annotation, cellular component: endoplasmic reticulum. The coding region runs from base 1 to 1719 and encodes 572 amino acids. Gene Ontology annotation, biological process: phosphatidylinositol dephosphorylation. The record is from RefSeq and is a predicted model, not a curated record.
AUGAAAACUUGUUACCAACAAAUUGAAUUGAUCGAAACUGCUGAAAGUUUUAUUCUCCAAGGAAAGAAUAGGGAAGCUGAUUUUGAUGCAUCAUCAGUAAAGAAGAUUUCUUCUCAAAAAUUGAGUGCAGUUUUGGGAUCUAUUGAAUUGUUGGCUGGUUUUUAUUUGGUUGUUGUUAAAUCAAGUACUCCUGUUGCCACUAUUGAUAAGGUUCAUACAAUUAAUUCUAUUGGCGAAGUUAAGAUCAUUCCAUAUUAUCAAAAGCCUGUUCCUACUCAACACCAAGCCGAUGAAAGUAGAUAUUUGGAACUCUUGACAACAAUUUUGAAUGAUGGAACUUUCUAUUUCUCUUACUCUUAUGAUGCUACUGUUUCCACUCAAAAUUGGUUUAAACAAGCUUCAACUUUGAAUGUUGUUGGUGAAAAGUCCGAUGAUCAUUUCUUGUGGAAUGGUUUCUUAACUAGAGAUUUCACUGGAAAGGAAGCUGCUCAAGGAUGGUUUGUUCCAACUAUUCGUGGAUUUGUUGAAACCAAGGAAGCUAAAGUUGAAGAUAAAUCUUUCAAUUUGACUAUUUUGUCUAGAUUGGGAUGCAAGAGAGUUGGUACCAGAUACAAUAUGAGAGGUGCUGAUUUCUUGGGUAACGUUGCUAACUUUGUUGAAACUGAACAAAUCAUUGAAUAUAACAAUAACUUUAUUUCAUUCAUGCAACUUCGUGGUAGUAUUCCAUUGCUUUGGACUCAAAAGGCCAACAUUCAAUACAAGCCACCAACUUAUUUGAAGAAGGAAGGAAAGUCAUUCGAAAAGCACUUUGAUGGAGUUUUGCCACGUUAUCAAAAUAUUGCUAUUGUCAACUUGAUCAAUCAAAAGGGAUCUGAAAAGGUUUUGGCUGAUGAAUACGAAGUUCAAUACAAGUCAUAUCCAAAGAACUCUGACCUCAAGUAUAUUGCUUUUGAUUUCCACAAUAAGUGUAAAUCAAUGAACUAUUCUGCUAUUUCUGAAUUGACUGAUCAAGUAGAACCAUCUUUGAAGCAACAUGGAUAUUUCCAAAUGAACGUUUCAACUGGUCAAAUUCUCUCAGAACAAACUGGUAUUAUUCGUUCUAAUUGUAUUGACUGUUUGGAUAGAACCAACGUUUGUCAAAGCAUUUUUGCCAAGAUUGUUUUGGCUACUCAAUUGACUAGUUUGAAUGUUAUGCCAUCUAGUCAAAAAGUUGCUGAUCAAAAGUCAUUGAACUAUACAUUCCAAAACAUUUGGGCUGAUAAUGGUGAUAGAAUCAGUUUCAUUUAUGCUGGUACUGGAGCUAUUAAGGCAGAUUUUACCAGAACAGGAAAGAGAACACUCAACGGUCUCUUGAACGAUGGUAUCAACUCUGCUACUAGAUAUUAUUUGAAUAACUUUAAGGAUGGUAUCAAGCAAGACUCUGUCAACUUGCUUUUGGGUAAAUAUGCUGUUAAAUCCAAUGCCAAGUCUCCAUUUGAACAAGAAAAUCAAUCCAAUGUCUUCUUCUCAGUUCUUAAAUAUGGAUUCUUUGUUUCCUUAUUCAUGGUUGCUGCCAGUGCUUCAAAGGCAACUACAUCGGGUGGUCUUCUUAAUCUCUUAAUUUACAUUGCUCUUACUGUUAUUAUUUAUUUCUUGUUGGUUAAGAAUGGAAGAAAGAUUGUUAAUAAUCCAUGUCUUACCGAUCCAACUGAAGAAUCCACACACUCCAAACAACAAUAGUUUUGUAAACAUUUUUUCACAAGAUGUUAAAAACUCACACUGAAUUCUUCUAGCAUCAAACCUGUAAUUUAUAUUUCACAACAAAAUAAUUUAUUAAAAUCAAUAUUCCAUUAAUAAU